Molecule: messenger RNA, 1398 nt
Organism: Trichoderma asperellum CBS 433.97
Lineage: Eukaryota; Fungi; Ascomycota; Sordariomycetes; Hypocreales; Hypocreaceae
Molecular function (GO): lactoylglutathione lyase activity; metal ion binding
Source: RefSeq, a predicted model, not a curated record
AACAAAACAAAUCUCACAGCGAGUAUUUUGUCUUUUUGACUUCUCUUUUCAGAGCUAUAUUACGAGCAGGGCCUUGAGCUUCCCCAGCAUCUACAAGACUAGCAUCUCCUUCAAUCAGGAGAGCUUUUUCUCGUCUUCAUCAUUCUCUGCAGAGCCUUACACCAGCUACCCCGCCAUCAAUAUUUACGAGGGGCAAAAAGCGUGCACAGUUCUUUUCGUAUAAGACAGCAGUUCAGUUUCGCUACAAUGGCUGCCAAAACGGAUCUCAAUACCUACAAGUUCAACCACUCGAUGAUUCGAGUCAAGGACCCCAAGGAGUCUGUCAAGUUUUACGAGUUCCUUGGAAUGAGUGUGGUCCGCAAGCUCGAGUUCCCUGAAGCCAAGUUCGAUCUCUACUUCAUGGCCUACAACAACAAGGGUGCAGUCUCGUUUGGAAACUCUGCCAUUGACCGUGAGGGCGUCAUUGAACUCACUCACAACUAUGGCACUGAGAGUGACCCCAACUACACCAUCAACAAUGGAAACAAGGAUCCUCACCGAGGAUUCGGUCACACUUGCAUCUCCGUCGACAACCUCCAGGCCGCCUGCCAGCGCAUCGAGGAUGCUGGGUACAAGUUCCAGAAGAAGCUCACCGAUGGACGCAUGAAGCACAUUGCAUUUGCCUUGGACCCCGAUGGAUAUUGGGUUGAGAUUAUUGGCCAAAAGCCUAUUGAAGAGACCGCUAACAUCAAAGAAACUGAUGUCACCACCUACCGCAUGAACCACACCAUGAUCCGUGUCAAGGAUCCCCAGAAGUCUCUCAAAUUCUACCAAGAAGUUCUGGGCAUGUCUCUUUUCCGGACCAACGAGUCUCCCGAUGCGGGCUUCAACCUCUACUUCCUCGGCUACCCUGGCACCCAGGGCGUUCCUCAAGAAGGCCGAACCAGCGACCGUGAAGGCUUACUGGAGUUGACCUGGAACUACGGUACCGAGAAGGACGAAAACUUUUCCUACCACAAUGGCAACGACCAGCCUCAAGGCUUUGGUCACAUCUGCGUUUCCGUUGACGACUUGGACGCUGCUUGCCAGCGAUUUGAGGACCUGAAGUGCAACUGGAAGAAGAGACUGACGGAUGGCCGCAUGCGCAAUGUCGCAUUCCUGCUGGAUCCCGAUGGAUACUGGGUUGAGGUUGUGCAGAACGACAGAUACAGCGACAAGAACGUUGUUUAAAUCAAAUUACUGUUAGUAGUAGUAGUAUAUAGCUCCGUUAUGAGGAAAAGUACAUGUAGCAUGAAACAAGAUUUUAGCCGUCGUCAACACAAGUAUGAUAUGCAUACUAAGAGGCGAUGAAACGAACCCAUCUGGGUAGCGUAUCAAUAGCCUAGUUCAUGGAUGCAGCUCCUUCAGCUUAUGCACGGC